GCGGUAACAGCAGCGGCCAUGGAGGGCGGCGGGCGGCCGUCGCUGGCGCAGGCCGCGCUGCUGGCUGCCAGCACCGCACUCACCGCCCUCGUCUGCUCCGUGUACCGGCACCGGGCCCGCGUCGCCAGAGGCCUCGAGGGCGCCAGGAGGGUCCGGCUGGACGGGGACCUACGGGCGGUGCUGCUGGAAGCGCCGGGGCGCUGCGUGCCCUACGCGGUCAUCGAAGGGGUGGUGCAGUCCGUGAAGGAGACCCUGAGCAGCCAGUUUGUGGAGAACUGCAAGGGCGUCGUGCAGCGGCUGACGCUGCAGGAGCACAAGAUGGUGUGGAACCGAACAACACACCUCUGGAAUGACUAUGAGAAGAUCAUCCACCAGAGAACCAACACAACUCCCUUUGACCUGGUCCCUGCGGAGGAAGGCGCGACCAGCAUCACCGUGAGGGUGAUGAAGCCUCUGGAUGCAGCUGAGCUCAGCCUGGAGACAGUGUAUGAGAAAUUCCACCCCUCUGUCCAGUCCUUCACGGAUGUCAUCGGCCACUACAUCAGCGGGGAGCGCCCCAAGGGCAUCCAGGAGACAGAGCAGAUGCUGAAGGUGGGCACGGCGCUGACUGGGGUGGGUGAGCUGGUCCUGGAUAACGCCACCAUCAAGCUGCAGCCCCCGAAGCAGGGCAUGCCCUACUACCUGAGCACCAUGGAUUUUGACUCCUUGCUCCAUAGACAAGAAUCCAGCGUCCGGUUCUGGAAAAUCCUGACUGUGGUUUUUGGCUUCGCUACCUGUGCCAUCCUCUUUUUCAUCCUCCGGAAGCAAUACCAGCACCACCGCGAGCGGCAGCACCUCAGGCAGAUGCAGGAUGAGUUCCGGCAGGCACAGGAGCGACUCAUGAGGGAAAUGAACGUGGAGGGGGGAGAGACACUCAAAAAUGCCUGUGUCAUCUGCUUGAGCAACACCAAAUCCUGCGUGUUCCUGGAGUGUGGGCAUGUGUGCUCCUGCAACGAGUGCUACCAGGCGCUGCCUGAGCCCCGGCGGUGCCCCAUCUGCCGGCAGGGCAUCGCCAGGGUGGUUCCUCUCUACAACAGUUAAACUCAGUGCCUGCAGGGGGGAGCUUUUCUCCUCUCACAAAGGGGCGUUCUCACCUCAUUGCUUGGGUCUGGGGGAGGGGAGGGAGCUUGAGUGAGCGGGUGCUUCAACUUGGGGGCCAGAGCCAGGGCUUAAAGGUGAUGGUACAGCUGAUGGGGGCUCACAUCAUGCUCCAGAGGUGUGGGGGGGGAGAUGAGUCCUCACAAUGGGCUUGGUGCUUGGCUGGGAGACACAGUGAAGCUCUUCUGUUAGGAGUUGGACUCCAAGGGUUUGCUUCCUAAACCUGCAGGCCCUUACUUGGCUUAUAAAACAUGGUGGGGGGAAAUAAAGCAUAUUGAGGAUUCUCAGGGGCUGCAGAAUUUGAGCCACACUGGCACCCAGUGCCAGGGAGUGGGUUUGUGUGUGAACACAAGUGAUUCUGCCAUCAUCCACAACGUUGGUUUGGGACUGUAUUGCACCAGGACACAAGAAUGGGGAGGAAACAUGCUGUGGCUUGAGCUGGGAUAGCAAAAUAGGGUGCAAAGUAAUAAAACAGGCUCAAAAGCA
Messenger RNA from Melopsittacus undulatus (budgerigar), 1623 nucleotides. It is a transcript of the gene MUL1, whose product is annotated as mitochondrial E3 ubiquitin protein ligase 1. Bases 19 to 1080 code for a protein of 353 amino acids. The record is from RefSeq and is a predicted model, not a curated record. Gene Ontology annotation, molecular function: ubiquitin-protein transferase activity. Lineage: Eukaryota; Metazoa; Chordata; Aves; Psittaciformes; Psittaculidae. Gene Ontology annotation, biological process: organelle organization; protein ubiquitination. The transcript is spliced from 4 exons. Gene Ontology annotation, cellular component: mitochondrion.